This is a messenger RNA of Talaromyces rugulosus, 1206 nucleotides long. RefSeq lists its product as uncharacterized. The record is from RefSeq and is a predicted model, not a curated record. Lineage: Eukaryota; Fungi; Ascomycota; Eurotiomycetes; Eurotiales; Trichocomaceae. Gene Ontology annotation, molecular function: antiporter activity. Bases 1 to 1206 code for a protein of 401 amino acids. The transcript has 2 exons. Gene Ontology annotation, cellular component: endoplasmic reticulum-Golgi intermediate compartment; cis-Golgi network; Golgi apparatus. Gene Ontology annotation, biological process: UDP-glucose transmembrane transport.
AUGAUGGACAAGCACGAGGUCAGCUCGGUCGACCUAACAGACGACGAUAUGAGUCUGAUGAGUGCAACCGAGGAUAUGGGCCUGUUGUCACAGCGCACUCACCGCCGCUCGUCCUCAUUCGAUAGCUUCGUCAUCUACACCAAGUCCUUUGCGCACAAUAUGCAGGAUCCCGACUUUGUCAAGAACGCCGUGGGCAUUGCCGUGCUCGUCGUUCUGUGGCAUUCCUUUUCCAUGUCCAUUUCUAUUUACAAUAAAUGGAUGUUCUCCGGCGAAACCAUCUCUUUUCCAUUUCCGCUGUUCAUGACCUGUAUCCACCAGGUGGUGCAGUUUGGCCUCUCCGCACUCUUCCUCUACGUGAUUCCAUCUCUCCGACCCCGUCGCACGACGCUGCCGCCGUCUGCUGUGCUCCCUGGGGGUGACCCACAUGUCGAAAUGAGUCUGACCCGAUUCUACCUAACACACCUGAUCCCCUGCGGUGUUGCAACUGCGCUGGACAUUGGACUCGGGAAUAUGUCUCUCCGCUUCUCGACUCUGACCUUUAUGACGGUCUGCAAAUCCUCCGUCCUCAUCUUUAUCCUUCUCUUCGCCUUCCUCUUCCGCCUGGAGAAACUCUCUGCUCGCCUUAUCGUGAUCAUCGUCGUCAUGACCAUUGGUGAAGUGAUGAUGGUCAUAGGCGAGGUUUCCUUUAGCAUGACCGGAUUCAGCCUGGUCACGGCAUCAGCAUUUUUCUCUGGAUUCCGCUGGGCUAUGACCCAGGUGCUCAUCCUGAAACACCCAGCGACCUCAAACCCGAUUUCCAUGCUCUUUUUCCUGAGUCCCGUUGUGUGCGCCACCCUGAUUCCGAUUUCUCUGUCCAUCGAGGAUCCAACAGCGAUUAAGCAUAGUCUUUACGCGCUAUCACACACCUGGGGCGGUGCCAGGGGCCUGACGCUGCUGCUACUUCCCGGUGUGUUGGCGUUUUGUAUGCUGCUUGCGCAGUUUGCACUUCUUAAGCGGUCAUCCGUCGUCACGCUAAGCGUGUGCGGUAUCCUAAAGGAGGUGUUUAUUAUUAGUGCGGCCGGCCUGGUCUUUGGAGACCAGUUGACACCGGUCAAUAUCUGCGGGGUCCUGGUGAUCGUCGCCAGUGUCGCUGCAUACAACUACACGAAACUAACCCAGACAGAGCGGUUAGUGGGAGUGAAGACGUUUAACGAAAAGUAUUCAUGA